Labrus mixtus (cuckoo wrasse) is the source of this 2538-nucleotide messenger RNA. Its product is annotated as tripartite motif-containing protein 16-like. Lineage: Eukaryota; Metazoa; Chordata; Actinopteri; Labriformes; Labridae. The coding region runs from base 47 to 1720 and encodes 557 amino acids. The record is from RefSeq and is a predicted model, not a curated record. Gene Ontology annotation, molecular function: zinc ion binding; protein binding. The transcript has a single exon.
UCUCAAGAAGUGAAACUCAAGACAGUCGCUGUUAUUGACAGGAGAAAUGGCGCAGCGAGGAAACCAACUGGACCGAGAGAGAUUCUGCUGUUCCAUCUGUCUGGAACUACUGAAGGAUCCGGUGACUACUUCCUGUGGACAUAGCUACUGCAUGACGUGUAUUAAGAGCCACUGGGACACAGAGGAUGAGAAGAGAGCCUACAGCUGCCCUCAGUGCAGACAGGACUUCACACCGAGGCCUGUCCUGGUGAAAAGCACCAUGUUAGCAGAUUUACUGGAGGAGCUGAAGAAGACUGGACUCCAAGCUGCUCCUGCUGAUCACUGCUAUGCUGGACCGGACGAUGUGGCCUGUGAUGUCUGCACCGGGAGGAAAUGGAAAGCCCAAAAGUCCUGCCUGGUCUGUAUGAUCUCAUUUUGUGAGAAACAUCUCCAGUCUCAUUAUGAUUCACCUGCUUAUGCAAAACACAAGCUGGUGGAGCCCUCCAAGAAGCUCCAGGAGAACGUCUGCUCUCGUCAUGAUGAGGUGAUGAAGAUGUUCUGCCGCACUGAUCAGCAGUCUAUCUGUUACCUCUGCUCUGUGGAUGAACACAAAGGUCACGACACAGUCUCAGCUGCAGCAGAAAGGAGCGAGAAGCAGAGAGAGCUCGAGGUGAGUCGACAAAACAUCCAGCAGAGAAUCCAGGACAGAGAGAAAGAUGUGAAGCUGCUCCAACAGGAGGUGGAGGCGAUAAACGGCUCCGCUGAUAAAACAGUGGGGAACAGUGAGAAGAUGUUCACCGAGCUGAUCCGUCUCAUGGAGAAAAGACGCUCUGAUGUGAAGCAGCAGGUCAGAUCCCAGCAGCAAACUGAAGUGAGUCGAGUCAGAGAGCUUCAGGAGAAGCUGGAGCAGGAGAUCACUGAGCUGAAGAGGAGAGACGCUGAGAUGAAGAAGCUGUCACACACACAGGACCACAACCAGUUUCUACACGACUACCCCUCACUGUCACCACUCAGUGAAUCUACACAUUCAUCCAGCAUCAAGAUCCGUCCUCUGAGGUUCUUUGAGGACGUGACAGCGGCUGUGUCAGAAGUCAGAGAUAAACUACAGGACGUCCUGAGAGAGAAAUGCACAAACAUCACACAGACAGUGACUGAAGUGGACGUUUUACUGCCAGAGCCACAGCCCAAGACCAGAGCUGAGUUCUUAAAGUAUUCACGUCACAUCACACUGGAUCCAAACACAGCACACACAAAGCUGAUAUUAUCUGAUGGGAACAGAAAAGUAAAAGUAAGGUGGGAAAACCAGUCCUAUUCUAGUCACCCAGACAGAUUCACUGGUUGGUGUUGUCAGGUCCUGAGUAAAGAGAGUCUGACUGGACGUUGUUACUGGGAGGUGAGGAGGGGAGGAGGAGUUUCUGUAGCAGUCUCAUACAAGAAUAUCAGCAGAGCAGGGAUCUCGGAUGAAUGUGUGUUUGGACACAAUGACAAAUCUUGGUCGUUAGAAUGUGACGACAGUUAUAACUAUGUUUACAACAGUGUCUUCACUCCUGUCUCAGGUCCUCAGUCCUCCAGAGUAGGAGUGUACCUGGAUCACAGAGCAGGUAUUCUGUCCUUCUACAGCAUCACAAAAACCAUGACUCUCCUCCACAGAGUCCAGACCACAUUCACUCAGCCUCUACAUGCUGGAUUCGGGUUUUAUGGUUGUGUUGGACACACAGCUGAGUUGUGUGAACUGAAAUAGACAGAAGUCAAUUUAGGGACAGUGGGUCCACUUCGGCUUCAUCUCUUCAUCUUAUUUAGUUUUCAUGUUUAUAGCUAAGAGCUCAUUGCUGUCCCUCACUGCACACAGAUCACCUGUCAAUCAAACAUUAAGGGGCGGUGCUUUGAUGUCUGAAUAUCUGUUGUGGCUUUUUGAGUUGUUUGGCGCUCCGUCCUGUGUCUCUUUAGUCGUGGAGGUUAUCGCUGCUCAUGAUGAUGUUUGUUCACCUGAACUGACCUGAACAUGUAAACUUGUAUGCUCACAGUGUUGGUUGGAUAUUUCAAUCCAAUCAGAUCAAAGAGUAGUAUGAAGACAUUUGUUCAUGUUUUACAGGAUGACAGAAGAGAUUUGAUAUUCAUGAAAAUACUACAAAUGAUUUUCCUGCCAUAUUUAAUCAUGAGAAGGGAUUUCAAACCAACACAGACAAAUCCAAAGAAGAAAUGUCAGCGUGUCAGAGGGUUCAACUUGUGAUAAAGACACUGUGUGCAUUUCAAAACAUGGACACAAACAAAUGUCAAAGUGAGCUGUAAGCAUCACUGAGUAUGGAAUUUUUUUAUUUUUUAUUCAAGCGGCAGAUGAAGAAGGGAACAACGCUUUAGUCUCUAUUUUCAGUCACAUUUAAUCCCUCUGUGUCAUUGAUUUGGACUAAUAUAGUUCCAACAGAGUUUAAACUACACGACUUCUCGUCUUAUUCAAUAUAUUUUUUUCUCAGCACUUUGUGUAUAGAAAUCUAUGACCACGUUGACUUUGAUUUGUUUGUCACACCGAAUUUUGUUUGGGUUCUAAUAAAGUACUAAGAG